AUGACUUACUCGUCUGUCGCAGUGCGAUACUUCACGGCUCCAAAGCCGUUGGGUUUUACCAUGGAUUCUCCUCGUUCGCAGCCCGCUGUUGAAGCCAAGAUCAAGCCCACAUCUAUAGAUGGAGGGUUGGCUGAAAACAUUUCUAAAAAGGACGGGUUGACCUUUGCGAACCAGGAUUCUCUACCCAAGCUUCCUAUUCCGGACCUUGAAAACACAUGUCAGAAGUAUCUCGAUGCUCUCUCUCCGCUACAGACAAUGCGCGAGCAAGAAGAAACAAGGGCCUCCGUACGUGACUUCCUCAAAACCGAUGGUCCUAUACUUCAAGAGAGGCUUCAAAAGUACGCAUCAUCCAAAACAAGUUACAUCGAGCAGUUUUGGUAUGACUCUUACUUGAACUAUGAUAGCCCCGUGGUCCUCAACCUCAACCCCUUUUUCUUGUUGGAAGAUGACCCAACUCCUGCAAGGAACAACCAAGUGACAAGGGCAGCCUCGCUUGCCGUCUCGGCCUUGUCAUUCGUGCGUGCGGUCAGACGUGAGGAGUUACCCCCGGAUACUGUCCGCGGAACGCCACUAUGCAUGUACCAAUACUCUCGACUAUUCGGAACCGCACGUGUACCGACAGAUAACGGAUGUGUCAUCAGCCAGGAUCCUAACGCGAAGCAUAUAGCUGUCAUGUGCCGUGGUCAGUUCUAUUGGUUUGAUGUACUCGAUGAAAAUCACGAUCACAUCAUGACAGAGAAAGACAUAGCAAUGAAUCUUGAAGUGAUCAUUGCGGAUGCAGAGCAAACUCCAAUUCACGAUGCCGCAAAAGGCGCUCUCGGCGUUCUCAGUACCGAAAACCGUAAGGUCUGGUCAGGAUUGAGGGAUAUUUUGACCAAAGACGAGAAUUCCAACAAUGCGGAAUGCCUUAAUAUCGUCGAUACUGCUUUGUUUGUUCUAUGCCUGGACGGCACCGAGCCAAGCAACACAUCUAAGCUCUGUGCAAAUAUGCUGUGCGGAACCAGCGAGGUGAUCAAAGGCGUGCAGGUGGGUACCUGCACAAACCGGUGGUACGACAAGCUUCAGAUCAUCGUGUGUAAGAACGGUAGCGCGGGAAUCAACUUCGAACAUACUGGCGUGGAUGGACAUACAGUGCUUCGAUUCGCCAGUGAUGUGUACACGGACACCAUUCUUCGUUUCGCGCGAACUAUUAACGGUCAAGCUCCAAGUCUCUGGAAAACCAGUAGCCCAGAUCCAUCCAAACGAGACCCACGCAGCUUUGGCAACGUAAGCCCAACGCCCCGGAAACUUGAGUGGGAUAUGGCACCUGAGUUGAGCAUUGCGAUCCGUUUCGCGGAAUCACACCUUUCCGAUCUCCUCCAACAGCACGAAUUCCAAGUGCUUGACUUUCGAGGUUAUGGCAAAACCUUCAUCACAUCUAUGGGAUUUUCGCCCGAUGCUUUCGUCCAAAUGGCGUUCCAGGCAGCUUACUACGGCCUCUAUGGACAUGUGGUGAACACCUAUGAACCCGCGAUGACCAAGGCCUUCCUUCACGGCCGGACUGAAGCAAUCCGAACCGUCACUAACGAAUCCGUCGAGUUUGUCAAGACCUUCUGGGGCGAUAAUCCGGCCGAAGAAAAAGUGAACUCUCUUCGAAUAGCCACCGAGAAACACACGGCGACAACCAAGGAAUGCUCCAAGGGACACGGGCAGGACCGUCAUUUGUACGCACUCUAUACUUUGUGGCAGCGGUCCUUCGACGAGGUCCCGAUUUCUGGGGACAACAGCGUAGGCGAAGGGUCGAACGGCUACACCAGCCCUGGCGAGAACGGGUCCGUCGGGUCUCCCAGAUCCUUUACCACAUUAUCUGAGGACGGGCUUUCCUCCACAAGCAGCUACGGACUGCGCGGGAUGCGCACCAUGCCCCCAACCCCAGCCAUUUUUAGUGAUCCCGGCUGGGACAAGAUUAACAAUACCAUCCUGUCGACCUCAAAUUGCGGCAACCCGUCGCUGCGACACUUUGGCUUCGGCCCGACGUCCGCAGACGGGUUCGGAAUCGGCUACAUUAUCAAGGACGAAUCGAUUUCGUUCUGUGCAUCGUCCAAGCACCGCCAAACAGCGCGCCUCAUGCAUACGCUGGAGUCUUACCUGCUGGAGAUCCGGAAGCUGCUGCGCGCAACCAACCGCCAGCCAACCAGCCCGCGGACCCGCCGUGCUCGAGAAAUGGACAUGAUCGCGGAGCGGUUCCAGCGUGAUCCUCGGCGGGGUCGGAUCGUGCGAAGUGACACGGGCCAUAUCCGGGGUAUGGAGACACCGACGACAGAUAGUGGGGAAUUGGAUGAUGAUGGUAUGGGCGGAUACGGAUUCUUCGACGCAGGGAUGCUUCUCCAUGCCCUGAAGGGACUAAAUGUGGACCGAGACCGAGCCGGGGACAAACCCGAGAGACGGCGAUUCGUGGGCAAGAAACUGCGGUUAAAUGAAUAUUGA
Molecule: messenger RNA, 2466 nt
Organism: Aspergillus ochraceoroseus IBT 24754
Lineage: Eukaryota; Fungi; Ascomycota; Eurotiomycetes; Eurotiales; Aspergillaceae
Product: choline/carnitine O-acyltransferase
Exons: 4
Coding region: 1-2466 (821 amino acids)
Biological process (GO): carnitine metabolic process
Cellular component (GO): mitochondrion
Molecular function (GO): carnitine O-acetyltransferase activity
Source: RefSeq, a predicted model, not a curated record